UGCAAUCCGAGCGAGCAACUUCUUCUUCGUCUUCUUCUUCAGUUACCGGACUAAUCAUCACUGAGCAGCUCCGAUAGGUGAAAAUGUAUUACUCUCUCUCUUCACAAUCUUCAAUAGACUUCCGUAAUCGCAAAACCCCAAAAAUCCAUGGAGAUCGAGCUGUCUUGACUUCGUACUUACCUACAGUGAGGUUUCCGUCGUUGCCGGACCGAGAUCGUCGGAAAAAGUUGUUACUCUGCUCCGGUAGAGGCGUAGGCGCAUUGAGAUUCGACGGGAACAAUUCCGUCGAUCUAUGUGGUGUUAUUCAGCGUCAUCGAUUAAGAGUGUCUUGCAGCGAUUCUCGCCGUACGCCGGGAGAGACGUCAGCGGAGGUGACUGUGCAACCUGAUUUUUCGGAAUUUAUAACGUCGGAGAGAGUGAAGGUUGUUGCGAUGCUCGCGCUUGCUCUGGCGCUAUGCAAUGCGGAUCGUGUUGUGAUGUCCGUUGCGAUUGUUCCUCUUUCGCUUUCUCGUGGAUGGAGCAAAUCUUUUUCCGGUAUCGUUCAGUCAUCGUUUCUUUGGGGAUACCUGAUUUCACCAAUAGCUGGCGGAACUUUGGUGGACCGUUAUGGUGGUAAAGUAGUCAUGGCAUGGGGUGUGGCUUUGUGGUCUUUGGCUACUUUUCUUACUCCUUGGGCAGCUGAUACUUCUUUGUUGGCUCUGCUUGCUGCAAGAGCUAUGGUUGGAGUUGCUGAAGGAGUAGCUCUUCCUUGCAUGAACAACAUGGUUGCAAGAUGGUUUCCCCCAACAGAACGUUCUAGGGCGGUUGGUAUUGCAAUGGCGGGGUUUCAGCUUGGGAAUGUUGUAGGACUCAUGUUAUCUCCUAUUCUCAUGUCUCAAGGUGGUAUAUAUGGUCCAUUUGUAAUUUUUGGGUUAUCGGGGUUCCUCUGGUUGCUUGUGUGGCUCUCUGCAACGUCAAGUGCACCAGAUCGACAUCCUCAGAUUACAAAGUCUGAACUUGAGUAUAUAAAGCAAAAGCAGCAAACAUCUACUAGGGUGAACAAACAAUACAUCACAGGUGGAAUACCUCCUUUUGGACGCCUUCUCUCCAAGAUGCCAACUUGGGCUGUUAUAGUUGCAAAUUCCAUGCAUAGCUGGGGUUUCUUUGUGAUUCUUUCAUGGAUGCCCAUAUACUUCAAUUCAGUAUAUCAUGUGAACCUCAAACAAGCUGCUUGGUUUAGUGCUGUUCCAUGGAGUAUGAUGGCUUUCACUGGAUACAUUGCUGGUUUUUGGUCGGACUUGUUGAUACGGCGUGGUACAAGCAUCACCUUAACGCGGAAAAUUAUGCAGUCCAUUGGUUUCAUUGGUCCUGGAAUUUCUCUUAUUGGUCUAACGACAGCAAAACAACCUUUAGUAGCAUCAGCCUGGCUCAGUUUAGCUGUUGGGCUAAAAUCAUUCAGCCAUUUGGGUUUUCUUAUUAACCUUCAGGAAAUUGCUCCAGAGUAUUCCGGUGUUCUACAUGGAAUGUGUCUUACUGCUGGAACAUUGGCUGCAAUAGUUGGUACAGUUGGAACUGGUUUCUUUGUAGAACGACUGGGUUCCUUCCAAGGAUUUAUCCUUCUUACAGCAAUUUUAUAUCUCCUCUCCGCUCUCUUUUACAACAUAUACGCAACUGGAGAAAGAGUCGAUUUUGACACAACAGCAGCUUGAAGCAGGACAAAAUCCACUUAUAAGAGAUGGAACAUUAGCCAGGAGAGAAGUUAAUUGCAACUCUAAAUAGAAUCAAGCUUCUUUUCAUCAAGUACAUAUCAGGAACAAGAUUAUAUCGGCCUUGUAUAGAACUUAGAAAAGAUGUCCACUUUCGUCUUCUUCUCCUUGAUAGAACAAAUGUAGCAAGUGUUUCUGUGUUCAGUGUAAUGAAACGCCUUUUGUUAAUGAUAUGUUAAAGAUCUUAGGCCUCGAAGAAGCUGAAUCAUUAA
Molecule: messenger RNA, 1957 nt
Organism: Capsella rubella
Lineage: Eukaryota; Viridiplantae; Streptophyta; Magnoliopsida; Brassicales; Brassicaceae
Product: probable anion transporter 4, chloroplastic
Exons: 9
Coding region: 84-1688 (534 amino acids)
Biological process (GO): transmembrane transport
Cellular component (GO): plastid
Molecular function (GO): phosphate transmembrane transporter activity
Source: RefSeq, a predicted model, not a curated record